GUCCGAAGAUAAAGCUGCUUUGUCUGCUAAUUAUAUACCCAAACUUGUGCUUGCCUCGUGUUCAGUACAUUGCCUUUCAGUGACUUGCCACUAAUGCUACUGCUUCCUUUGUGUGAUGGCUGGAAUAAUGCCCCUUUUGCGAUGUGACCUGAUCAUGCCGGCCACUACAUGCCGCUCGCUACCGUGACUUCCAUGAACGAGUCGAGAACAACAGUAGAAGGACAGUCAUCGCACACGAUAUGUAUCCAACUCCCUGAUCUCCUCGCCGUGUGCAGUCCGUUCGAAUUGCGCACAAACCGACACUGCAAGGUCAUCUCGCUAGAAUCCGAAAGAUGGCUCCUCGAUUCUCGGGUUGCAUUGCCGUCAAUGAAAUGGGGAUCGGCGAAAGUCGGACUGUUGGCAGCUGCUUGUUAUCCUACAACAGAUGCGCCUCAGCUGAGAUUGAUCGCAGAUGUGCUUGGAUUGUUGGUGUAUCAGCUCGAUCAUCAGACUUUGGGAACGUCGACGGAUGAUCACAGUGACGCAGAGAGUGAAUGUUCUGAUACUCGGACUGAACAAGGGAUCUUCUCGUUGCUAUCUGAUCGCCUCUCUUCUGCGGCGUACCGGAAUCCAGCGUGGUAUAUCCGUUUCCACAAAGCCCAGCGUGCAUUUCUCCACGCGAGAUGCGAGACUCCAGCAUUCGACGUAGGCAAUCUCGAGCGCUACAUAUCCUUCCGGAGGCAACAUUGCGGGUUCCUCAUGCCGCUCGAAAUGAUCGCGUAUGCAGGGGACCUACGUCUACCUGAAAACCUCCUCUCAAAUGAAAGAUUGGAGAUACUGCGAGAUUGUGCGUGUGAUAUUGCUGCGUUGUCCGAGGACAUCGUUUACUGUGCAAAAGGAACACCGAUAGAUCCGUUAAACGUUCUCUCCGUUAUUGAGAGUGGGUCGCUGGAAGGUGCGCUUGUGAUGGCAGGAAACAUCGUCAACCGGCGCGUCAACGCGUUUCUGGAUGUUGAACGGGCUCUGUUGCAGGGGUUGACGAUGGACACCCAGAGCGGAAAUGAGAGCAUUAGAAGCUAUGUGCAGGGUUUGAGGGAUUGGGUAGCUGGGUUUGUGAAUUGGUUGUACGAAACGGAAAGGUAUUUCGGUGACAAGGGGAGCGAAGUGAGGGCGUUUGGGUGGGUCUUUGUUCCUGUACAAGGCUGAUAACAGUCCUACCGCGGCCGAGCGUAUGUGCUACAACUAGUUACUACUGACUUUCAUAGUCGAAUUUCAGAGUGCCUCAUACAUACAUACAUAUAUAUCAUGAGAUAAUA
Pisolithus orientalis is the source of this 1295-nucleotide messenger RNA. Its product is annotated as isoprenoid synthase domain-containing protein. Lineage: Eukaryota; Fungi; Basidiomycota; Agaricomycetes; Boletales; Pisolithaceae. The transcript has 3 exons. The record is from RefSeq and is a predicted model, not a curated record. The coding region runs from base 169 to 1185 and encodes 338 amino acids.